UUAGAUUAUUGCAUGUAAUGUUACAUUGUAGAAGAAGAUUAUCUUAUUUGGAUUCUCAAUAUUCUAAUCAUCCCUUAAUUUUACAUCCUCAAAUAGUAUCAACAAAUGCAAGAAACUUGCGACACACAGAUAAAUGAAGUUGCCACCAUCAGUGGCUAUCAAAUGGUGCCUAAAAAUGACGAAGAAGCAUUGCUUAAGGCUGUCGCGAAUCAACCGGUCUCGGUUGCACUUGAAGGCUAUGGACGAGACUUUCAGUUAUACGAUGGUGGAGUGUUUACAGGAGAUUGUGGAAAUUCUCUCACCCAUGCAGUCACCAUUGUUGGAUAUGGGACAAGUAAAAAAGGUUUAAACUAUUGGCUGAUUAAGAAUUCAUGGGGACAAAGAUGGGGUGAAAAUGGGCAUAUGAAGAUUCAAAGGAAUGUGGAAAGGCAAGGUGGCUUAUGUGGUAUCGCCAUGAAAGCUUCGUAUCCAACUGCAUAAGUUCAUAUUACUACAAUUAGUUAGCCGUGUCAAAUGGUCUAAGAUAUAUGUUGUACUCGUGUUUUUCUUCCUUUCAUUCGGUGUUGAUGUUUGUGGUUUGUUUGGAACUAUGAGUCCUGCACUCUUGCCAACCUUUUAUCUAUAUAAUGAAUAAAUCGUAUCACCUUCGAUCUUUUCUGC
Molecule: messenger RNA, 660 nt
Organism: Gossypium raimondii (Peruvian cotton)
Lineage: Eukaryota; Viridiplantae; Streptophyta; Magnoliopsida; Malvales; Malvaceae
Product: vignain
Exons: 1
Coding region: 106-480 (124 amino acids)
Cellular component (GO): lysosome
Molecular function (GO): cysteine-type endopeptidase activity
Source: RefSeq, a predicted model, not a curated record